Centropristis striata (black sea bass) is the source of this 2433-nucleotide messenger RNA. Its product is annotated as probable G-protein coupled receptor 34. The record is from RefSeq and is a predicted model, not a curated record. Lineage: Eukaryota; Metazoa; Chordata; Actinopteri; Perciformes; Serranidae. Gene Ontology annotation, cellular component: membrane. Bases 372 to 1661 code for a protein of 429 amino acids. The transcript is spliced from 2 exons. Gene Ontology annotation, molecular function: G protein-coupled purinergic nucleotide receptor activity. Gene Ontology annotation, biological process: G protein-coupled receptor signaling pathway.
UUUUUUAAGAAAGAAAGAGACUGAAAAAGACUGAAGGCAAAGGAGAAACAGAGCGCUUAGACGGGGAGGAGCAGACACUUUGAAAACGAUGUGAGAAAAGAGUCUGCAGGAUUUAUGACUCAUUCAGAGACUGAAGAAAAAGGUGAAGAUAGCAAAAGAAAAGUGUUAAGGACAAGGACUGUUGCGAAAUCAUAUAUUUAACUCGGCUUCUAAACAAAUUACAGUUUGAUGGAGGAUAAAAACACACUGGAUUGCUGCGCUCACACACCUCUCUGCACUUUCACACACAUUUAAAGUGCAGCUGUGCUGAAGUCUCUGCAGGAGGAAUAUUGAUGCUAAAUGAUCCCUGAAGUUGUCACCGCUCAGACACCAUGAUGACCUCUGCCUCUACGUUCCCUUUCACUCUUUCAGCCUCUAACUCCUCUCUUCCUAUCUCUACUUCAUCCCUCCCUGUUUCGAUGUCAUCGACAUUUUCUGCGACCUCUUUUUCCCCUUCCUCUUCCUCUUUCUCCACCUCCACCUCUUCCCCAAACCAGACUGUGUGUUCGUUUGAUGACACAGCCCUCCGUCUGCCCCUGGCCGUUGUAUACUCCCUUUUCUUCAUCUUUGGACUCAUCGGUAACCUCUUCGCCCUGUGGGUCUUCCUGUUUCUUCACUCUAGCCGUAACUCUGUGCGUGUGUUUCUCAUCAACUGUGCUGUGGCUGACCUGGUCCUCCUGGCAUGCCUGCCCUUCAGAGUUUUCUACCACGUCAACGGAAACAAGUGGGUGCUGGGCUCUGUGGCCUGCAAGAUGGUGGGCAAUCUGUUUUACAUGAACAUGUACAUCAGUAUAACUUUACUGGGGCUCAUCAGCUUGGACAGAUACUUGAGGCUGAGGGGGAAAGGCAAGGCACGGAGAGGCAUGAGGAUGAUGGUGUUGGGGCGCAGCCGGCCGUGGAGCUGGGCGGCGUGCGGGCUCCUGUGGGGUCUGUCUCUGGUGGGGCUGGUGCCCAUGAUUUUCACCGCAGAGGACAAAGAGUUCACCGGCGAAUGCUUCCAGUUCAAGCAGCGGAGCAGCAAAGCCAAAGGGAAGGCCUACUUCAACGGGGUGCUGGUGCUUCUCUUCUGGCUCGUCUUCGUCAUGCUCGUGGUCUCCUAUGCCAAGAUCGCCUCCCAGCUCCUGAGGGUGUCCCGGGACAAGCCGGACCUUCCCAACGCGCAGAGAUACGAACGAACCGCCAAGAAGUCCUUCUUCGUCCUCUUUCUGUUCACAGUCUGCUUCGGGCCCUACCACGCCUUCCGCCCCGUCUACAUCUUCUCCCAGCUCAGCGACACGGUCUCUUGUGACUACUUACAGAUUGUGGACCGCACCAAUGAGGUGAUGCUGUUAUUCUCCGCCUUCAACAGCUGCUUGGACCCUGUCAUGUACUUUCUGUUAUCCGGCUCCGUGCGCAAAACUGCCCUGCAAGCGCUCGGACACCGUUUGGGCAACCGGUUUCUCUUCCUAAACGACGCAACGUCCAACAGCUCCACAGAGUUCAGACGAUCAUCUGUGCAUAUGCCGUUACCCAACUCUCAGCUCAACACGCCCUCAGUGACCCCCAGAACAAGUAUCUGUGUCAUGAACUCCACCAUGCGCCGCACAGGACUGACCACACUGCCAGUCACUGGCCAACAGUGAUCACACAGCAAAUAAUGCAAGAGAGAAAUAUCACAGACUGGUCGGGUAAUUCUCUGUAAAAUUGAGCAAAGCAUUUUCACACAUAUCUACUUCUAUUGUUAAAAAAAUAAAUGUGGUUUCUUUGACUUCCGAGCUGUGACCGUGUUGUCUUCUGAGCACCUGUGCUGCGUGGGAAUCAUUGUUAAAAUUCUAGUUGUAAUGCCUGAGUGAAGAACCAACCUGCAGUUAUGUCUGAGGAGAUGCACUUCAGUGACUUUGUGUUCCCAAUAAUAAAUGGUGUACGUGCGUUUUCCAUCAGAGAGAAAGCUAAUGUAAAUAUAAGUAUAUCUGAUGUGAACAAAUGUUGCCAUCUUUUCUUAAAAAAAUCUAGUUGCAGUUUUAACAUUAUCUUGUCUAUUUCUAAGUAGAGAGAUUUAUAGAAAGACAAAAACACCGGAUUUAAAAAUAUCUUUCCUGCCUCACACCUCACACACAGCUCUCUCUGCUUAGAUACCACAUAAGCUAAAUGAAAUAAUGCAUGCUCAGUUGAUCUGUCCAUUUAACUUGUUUCACAUCUGCAUAGCUGCAGAUAAAGAUUAGACUAGACUAACAUUAGGAAUGCACCAUUACUGAUACUGAUAUCAGGAUGAUACUGAGUCAAUAGCCCAAUCUAUUCACUUCAAUUCCUGAGUAUUGUUAUUUAUUAUUUACAUUUUUAAAAAUCAGUAAAUAUAUAUCUAAUGUUGCUUGACAUGUAGAAUGAUCCCAGUCAUGUUUUUAUCCAAUAAAAUAU